AUGAACUUGGCCGCACGCCGGGCUCCUGGCCGCGCGUGGCUCCCGCUGCCUCCCCGUUCGGUACUCCAGCUCCUGCGCGUCUUUGGGCUGCUGUCCCUGCUCCCGGGGCCCGCCCGGGUCGGCGGGGCGGAGCAGCGCCAGGUGUUCCAAGUGCUGGAGGAACAGCCCCCUGGCACGCUGGUGGGCACCAUCCAGACGCGGCCCGGCUUCACCUACCGGCUCAGCGAAAGCCACGCCCUGUUUGCAAUAAACAGCAGCACGGGGACCCUGUACACCACGGCCACCAUCGACCGCGAGAGCCUGCCCAGCGACGUGAUAAACCUGGUGGUCCUUUCCAGCUCGCCCACCUACCCCACGGAGGUGCGAGUGCUGGUGUGGGACCUAAACGACAACGCCCCGGUCUUCCCGGACCCCUCCAUCGUAGUCACUUUCAAGGAGGACAGCAGUAGCGGGCGCCAAGUCAUCUUGGAUACAGCCACCGAUGCGGACAUCGGCUCCAAUGGCGUGGACCACCACUCCUACCGCAUCAUCCAGGGCAACGAGGAGGGUCGCUUCCGCCUGGACAUCACCCUGAACCCGAGCGGCGAGGGCGCCUUCCUGCAUCUGGUGUCCGAAGGCGGGCUGGACCGAGAGGUCACGCCGCAGUACCAGCUGCUGGUAGAAGUGAAGGACAAGGGCGAGCCCAAGAGGCGGGGCUACCUUCAGGUAAAUGUGACUGUGCAGGACAUUAAUGACAACCCCCCGGUGUUUGGCAGUUCCCACUACCAGGCGGGGGUGCCUGAAGACGCAGCGGUGGGCUCCAGCGUCCUCCAGGUGGCGGCGGCGGACGCGGACGAGGGCACCAACGCGGACAUCCGCUAUCGGCUGCAGGACGAGGGGACCCCCUUCCAGAUGGACCCCGAAACGGGGCUUAUUACGGUGCGGGAGCCCCUGGACUUCGAGGCCCGGCGCCAGUACUCGCUGACGGUGCAGGCUCUGGACCGAGGCGUGCCUUCCCUCACCGGGCGCGCCGAGGCGCUGAUUCAGCUCCUGGAUGUCAACGACAAUGACCCCGUGGUGAAAUUCCGCUACUUCCCUGCCACCUCGCGCUACGCCUCGGUGGAUGAGAACGCCCAGGUGGGCACGGUGGUGGCUCUGCUCACUGUGACGGACGCAGACUCCCCCGCGGCCAAUGGGAACAUAUCGGUGCAAAUCCUUGCUGGCAACGAGCAGCGCCACUUUGAGGUGCAGAGCAGCAAAGUGCCCAACCUGAGCCUCAUCAAAGUGGCCAGCGCCCUGGACCGCGAGCGCAUCCCUUCCUACAACCUAACCGUCUCCGUCUCGGAUAACUACGGGGCGCCCCCUGCCGCAGCGGUCCAGGCGCGCUCUUCUGUGGCAAGCCUGGUGAUUUUUGUCAAUGACAUCAAUGACCACCCUCCUGUCUUUGCACAGCCAGUGUACAGGGUGAACCUGAGCGAGGACGCGCCCCCAGGAAGCUAUGUGAGUGGCGUGUCUGCCACAGAUGGCGACUCUGGUCUCAAUGCUAACCUGCGCUACAGCAUCGUCUCUGGCAAUGGACUAGGUUGGUUCCAUAUCAGUGAGCAUAGCGGCCUGGUAACUACAGGGGCUGCUGGGGGCUUGGACCGAGAACUUGCUUCUCAAAUUGUACUGAAUAUCAGUGCUCGGGACCAGGGCGUUCACCCCAAGGUCUCCUACGCCCAGCUUGUAGUAACUCUCUUGGAUGUGAAUGAUGAAAAGCCAGUCUUUAGACAGCCAGAAGGGUAUGCUGUGUCUGUGGUUGAGAACUCCCCAUCAGGGACAGAACUGCUAGUGCUGGGGGCAACUGACGGGGACCUGGGGGACAAUGGGACAGUGCGCUUCUCCCUCCAAGAGGCUGAGACUGACCAGAGGGCUUUUCGUCUGGACCCUGUGUCUGGGAGGUUGAGUACUAUCGCCUCCUUGGACAGAGAGGAGCAAGCUUUCUACUCCCUGCUGGUUCUGGCCACAGAUCUGGGCUCCCCUCCCCAGUCCUCAGUGGCUCGCAUAAAUGUGAGUCUCCUGGAUAUGAAUGACAACAGUCCUGUGUUCUACCCAGUCCAAUACUUUGCUCAUAUUCAGGAGAAUGAGCCUGGGGGUAGCUACAUCACCACAGUGUCUGCCACUGACCCCGACUUGGGUCUCAAUGGAACUGUCAAAUACAGCAUAUCAGCUGGGGACAGGUCUCGGUUUCAGGUCAAUGCUCAGAGUGGGGUUAUUUCUACAAGAAUGGCCCUAGACAGGGAAGAAAAAACAGCUUAUCAGUUGCAAAUAGUGGCUACUGAUGGUGGCAAUUUACAGUCUCCCAACCAGGCAGUAGUAACCAUCACUGUAUUGGACACUCAAGACAACCCACCUGUAUUCAGCCAGGCUGCCUACAGCUUCGUGGUCUUUGAGAAUGUGGCUCUGGGAUAUCAUGUGGGCAGUGUGUCUGCAUCCACCAUGGAUCUCAAUUCCAACAUCAGUUAUGUCAUUACUACUGGGGAUCAGAAAGGUAUGUUUGCUAUCAACCAGGUCACUGGACAGCUUACCACAGCGAGUGUGAUUGACAGAGAAGAGCAGUCCUUUUAUCAGCUGGUGGUAGUGGCUAGUGGAGGCACGGUGACUGGAGAUACUACGGUUAACAUAACAGUUAAGGAUUUGAAUGACAACUCUCCCCAUUUCCUUCAGGCAGUAGAGAGUGUGAAUGUGGUGGAGAAUUGGCAGGCAGGUCACAGCAUUUUCCAGGCCAAAGCUGUGGACCCCGACGAAGGGGUCAAUGGCAUGGUACUCUAUAGCCUGAAGCAGAACCCCAAGAACCUGUUUACUAUCAAUGAAAAGAAUGGUCACGUUAGUCUGCUAGGGCCCCUGGAUGUCCAUGCUGGUUCCUACCAGAUGGAGGUCUUGGCAUCUGAUAUGGGUGUUCCACAGCGUUCCUCUAGUGUUAUCUUAACAGUGUAUGUCCACGAUGUUAAUGACAACCCGCCGGUAUUUGACCAGCUCUCUUAUGAGGUCACCCUUUCUGAGUCAGAACCUGUGAAUUCUCGAUUCUUUAAAGUGCAAGCUUUUGAUAAGGAUUCAGGAGCAAAUGGUGAAAUUGCAUACAGCAUUGCUGCAGGAAAUACAGGGGAUGCUUUUGGCAUAUUCCCAGAUGGGCAAUUGUAUAUAAAAAGUGAACUGGACCGUGAACUUCAAGACAGAUAUAUUUUACUGGUUGUUGCUUCUGACAGAGCGGUGGAACCCCUUAGUGCUACUGUGAAUGUUACUGUAAUUUUAGAAGAUGUAAAUGAUAACAGACCUCUUUUUAACAGUACCAAUUAUUCAUUUUAUUUUGAAGAGGAGCAGAAAGCUGGAUCAUUUGUAGGCAAAGUCAGUGCUGUCGAUAAAGACUUUGGGCCAAAUGGAGAAGUAAGAUAUUCUUUUGAGAUGGUGCAGCCAGACUUUGAGUUGCAUGCUCUCAGUGGGAUAAUUACCAGCACUCAUCAGUUUGACAGGGAGUCUCUUAUGAGACGCAGAGGGACAGCAGUGUUUAGCUUUACAGUCGUUGCAACAGACCAGGGGCUCCCGCAGCCCCUCAAGGAUCAGGCCACCGUGCAUGUUUACAUGAAGGAUAUAAACGAUAAUGCCCCCAAGUUUGUAAAAGACUUUUACCAAGCCUCCAUCUCAGAAUCAGCAGCCAACCUGACACAGGUGUUAAGAGUAUCUGCCUCAGAUGUUGAUGAAGGUAAUAAUGGACUUAUUCAUUAUUCCGUAAUUAAAGGAAAUGAAGAAAGACAGUUUGCUAUAGAUAGUACCUCUGGCCAGGUGACACUAAUUGGAAAAUUAGACUAUGAAGCAACACCUGCUUAUUCCCUGGUAAUUCAGGCAGUGGAUUCAGGGGUAGUCUCCCUCAAUUCCACCUGUACCUUAAAUAUUGAUAUUUUAGAUGAAAACGACAAUACCCCUUCUUUCCCUAAAUCAACACUCUUUGUGGAUGUUUUGGAAAACAUGAGAAUUGGUGAACUCGUGUCCUCUGUUACUGCGACCGACUCGGAUUCCGGCGACAACGCUGAUUUACACUACAGCAUCACCGGGACUAACAACCACGGGACUUUUAGCAUCAGCCCAAACACUGGGAGUAUUUUUCUUGCCAAGAAACUGGACUUUGAAACACAGUCUUUGUACAAACUAAAUAUCACAGCAAAAGACCAAGGAAGGCCUCCUCGUUCAUCUACAAUGUCGGUGGUUAUACAUGUGAGGGACUUUAAUGACAACCCUCCUAGCUUUCCUCCUGGGGACAUUUUCAAGUCUAUUGUUGAGAACAUUCCCAUCGGAACGUCUGUCAUUUCAGUGACUGCCCAUGACCCUGACGCAGACAUCAACGGGCAACUAGCCUACACGAUCAUCCAGCAGAUGCCAAGGGGCAACCACUUUGGCAUAGAUGAAGUCAAAGGCACUAUAUAUACCAGUGCGGAAAUCGAUCGGGAAUUCGCUAAUCUCUUCGAGUUAACGGUGAAAGCCAACGAUCAAGCGGUGCCUAUAGAAACCAGGCGGUAUGCUUUGAAAAACGUGACCAUUCUGGUCACAGACCUCAACGACAAUGUUCCGGUGUUCAUAUCACAAAAUGCCCUUGCCGCAGACCCUUCCGCUGUGAUUGGCUCUGUGCUGACCACAGUCAUGGCCGCGGACCCGGAUGAGGGUGCCAACGGAGAGGUGGAAUACGAGAUCAUCAACGGGGACACGGACACCUUUGUCGUGGACCGUUUCAGUGGAGACUUGAGAGUGGCAUCAGCGCUGGUCCCUUCACAGCUGAUCUAUAAUCUCAUUGUUUCAGCAACAGACCUUGGCCCCGAAAGGAGGAAAUCCACCACGGAAUUGACCGUCAUCCUUCAGGGCCUCGAUGGGCCUGUUUUCACUCAACCCAAAUACAUAACUAUUUUGAAGGAAGGGGAGCCCAUUGGUACCAACGUCAUCUCAAUAGAGGCAGCCAGCCCUCGAGGAUCUGAGGCCUCCGUGGAGUACUACAUUGUUUCGGUGCGUUGUGAAGAGAAAACCGUCGGGCGUCUCUUUACCAUCGGAAGACAGACUGGAAUGAUCCAGACGGCAGCCAUCCUGGACCGGGAGCAGGGAGCUUGCCUUUACCUGGUGGAGGUUUAUGCCAUAGAAAAGUCGACUGCUUUCCCCAGAACACAGAGAGCAGAGGUAGAAAUAACGCUUCAGGACAUCAAUGACAAUCCCCCGGUGUUCCCGACGGACAUGCUGGAUCUCACCGUGGAGGAGAACAUUGGAGACGGCUCCAAGAUCACACAGCUCACGGCCUUGGAUGCCGACGAGGGUGCGAACGCUCUCGUCACCUACACCAUCAUUAGUGGAGCUGAUGACAGUUUUCGCAUUGACCCUGAGUCUGGAGACCUGAUAGCGACCAAGAGGCUGGACAGAGAACGACGUUCCAAGUACUCCCUGCUGGUUCGAGCCGACGACGGGCUCCAGUCCUCGGACAUGAGAAUCAACAUCACCAUCAGCGACGUGAACGACCACUCGCCCAAGUUCUCCAGACCUGUGUACUCUUUCGAUAUCCCAGAAGACACGACCCCAGGGUCUUUGGUAGCAGCUAUUUUAGCUACAGAUGAUGACUCUGGUGUGAAUGGAGAAAUUACAUACAGUGUGAAUGAAGAUGAUGAAGAUGGCAUCUUCUUCUUGAAUCCAGUUACCGGAGUCUUUAAUCUGACGCGAGUGUUAGAUUACGAAGCCCAGCAGUAUUACAUCCUCACCGUUCGCGCUGAAGACGGUGGGGGACAGUUUACGACCAUCAGGGUGUACUUCAAUAUUCUUGAUGUGAAUGACAACCCACCUGUUUUCCUCUUGAGUUCAUACAGCACAUCUUUAAUGGAGAAUCUGCCUCUAGGAUCUACGGUUCUUGUGUUCAAUGUUACCGAUGCAGAUGACGGCCUCAACGCGCAGCUGGCCUACAGCAUCGCGGCGGGGGACGGCCUGGGGCAGUUCGCGGUGGACGGCCACGGCGUGCUGACCGUGCGGAAGGCCCUGGACCGGGAGACGCAGUCCUUUUACAACCUGGCGCUGCAGGUGCACGACCUGCCACGCCCCCCGGCCUCCAGGCUCACCAGCACGGCCCAGGUGUCCAUCAUCCUGCUGGACGUCAACGACAACCCGCCCGCCUUCCUUUCCCCGAAACUGACCUACGUGCCCGAAAACACGCCCAUCGAUACCGUUGUCUUCAAAGCUCAAGCGACUGACCCGGACAGCGGCCCCAACAGCUAUAUCGAGUACACCCUGCUGCACCCCCUGGGGAACAAGUUCAGCAUCGGGACCAUCGACGGCGAAGUGAGGCUCACUGGAGAACUGGACAGGGAAGAGGUUUCCAAUUACACGCUAACCGUGGUGGCGACGGACAAAGGCCACCCGCCUCUCUCCUCGUCCACAGAGGUCAUGGUGAUGGUCCUCGACAUCAAUGACAACAGCCCUGCGUUCGCGCAGGCUUCCUAUCAAGUGGAGAUCGAUGAGAACACGCUCACAGGCACGGACAUAACACAGGUGUCCGCCACCGACGGGGACGAAGGCACCAACGGACAGGUUCGCUACGGCAUCGUGGACGGGAACGCACACCAGGAAUUCCGGAUUGACUCGGUGACAGGCGCCAUCACUGUGGCCAAGCCAUUGGAUCGAGAAAGGACCCCUUCUUACCUUUUAACUGUUCAGGCUGCAGACCGGGGCAGCACCCCCAGAACGGAUACCUGCACGGUCAGCGUUGUUCUGCUGGAUAGCAAUGACUUUGUCCCCGUGUUCGAGCUGUCUCCAUAUUCCGUACAUGUCCCUGAGAAUUUAGGGACCCUACCCAGAACAGUCCUCCAGGUGGUGGCAAGAGACGAUGACCAAGGUUCAAACAGCAAACUGUCUUACCUCCUGCUCGGUGGUAACGAAGAUGGUGCUUUUACUCUCUCGGACAGUGGGGAACUUCGAGUGACACAGAGCUUGGACCGAGAGACCAAGGAGCACUUUGUCCUGAUGGUCACAGCUACAGAUUCAGGGUCCCCGGCCCUGACUGGGACUGGAACCAUCAAUGUCAUAGUGGAUGAUGUCAAUGACAACGUGCCCACUUUCGCCAGCAAACUGUAUUUCACUGCGAUUCCCGAAGACGCGCCCACGGGGACGGACGUCCUGCUGGUCAACGCCUCGGACGCGGACGCGUCCACCAACGCGGUCAUCAGUUACAGGAUCAUCGGCGGAAACGCUCAGUUCACCAUCAACCCGUCCACGGGACAGAUCAUCACCAGCGCGCUGCUAGACAGGGAAACAAGAGAGAACUACACGUUAGUGGUGGUUUCCAGUGAUGCUGGGUCCCCGGGGCCUCUUUCCAGUUCCACCAGCGUGCUCGUCACUGUGACUGAUGUCAACGACAACCCGCCAAGAUUUCAGCAUCACCCAUAUGUCACACACAUCCCAUCGCCUACUCCUCCAGGUUCCUUCGUCUUCGCGGUCACAGUCACGGAUGCCGAUGUCGGACCCAAUUCCGAACUGCACUACUCUCUCUCGGGGAGAAACUCUGAGAAAUUCCACAUUGACCCGCUGCGGGGGGCCAUCAUGGCAGCCGGACCCUUAGACGGGGCUUCGGAAGUGACCUUCUCUGUGCACGUGAAGGACGGGGGCUCGUUCCCGAAGACAGACGCCACCACGGUGACCGUCAGGUUUGCGAACAGGGCGGAUUUCCCCAGAGUCAGAGCCAAAGAACAGACGUUCAUGUUUCCGGAGAACCAGGCGGUGGGCACCCCUGUCACCACGGUGACGGGGUCCUCCCUGCGCGGAGAGCCUUUGGCCUAUUACAUCGCCAGCGGGAAUCUGGGCGGCACCUUCCAGAUCGACCCCUUGACCGGGCAGGUGUCCAUUAGCCAGCCUCUGGAUUUUGAAAAGAUGCAAAGCUACGUCGUGUGGAUAGAGGCCAGAGACGGCGGCUUCCCUCCCUUCUCCUCCUACGAGAAACUCGACGUAGCCGUGCUAGAUGUCAACGAUAACGCCCCAGUCUUUAAGGAAGAUCCCUUUGUAGCCGAAAUACUGGAAAAUCUUUCUCCUCGAAAAAUACUGACUGUCUCAGCCACGGACGAGGACAGCGGACCCAAUGGGCAGUUGGACUAUGAAAUCGUCCAUGGCAACAAAGAACACGGUUUCAGCAUCAAUCACGCCACUGGGGAGAUCAGAAGCAUCCGGCCUCUGGACAGGGAGAAGGUAGCUCGGUACGUGCUCACCGUCAGGUCCUCGGACAAAGGUUCCCCGUCUCAGAGCUCCUCCGUGAAAGUGAUCAUUCACAUUUUAGAUGAGAAUGACAACGCCCCGAGGUUUUCUCAGAUCUUCAGUGCCCACGUUCCGGAGAACUCCCCACUGGGCUACACGGUCACCCGGGUCACCACCUCCGACGAAGACGUCGGUGCGAACGCAGUGAGUAGGUAUUCCAUAAUGGACACAAGUCUUCCGUUCACCAUCAACCCCAGCACGGGGGAUAUAGUCAUCAGCAGACCUUUGAACAGAGAGGAUACAGACCGUUACAGAAUCCGAGUCUCCGCACAUGAUUCCGGGUGGACUGUCAGUACCGACGUCACCAUAUUCGUGACCGAUGUCAACGACAACGCCCCGAGAUUCCGGAGGCCCUCCUACUAUUUAGACUGCCCCGAACUUGUUGAGAUUGGCUCCAGAGUGACCCAGGUGUCCGCCACAGACCCCGAUGAGGGUGCCAACGGACAAGUGGUUUAUUUUAUCAAGUCUCAGUCAGAGUACUUCCGGAUUAACGCCACCACAGGAGAGAUUUUCAAUAAGCAGAUCUUGAAAUACCAGAACGUCAGUGGCUUCAGUAACGUGAACAUCAACAGACAGAGCUUCAUAGUGACAUCGUCAGACCGGGGCACACCUCCCCUCCUCAGCGAGACAACCGUCACCAUCCACAUAGUGGACAGAAAUGACAAUGCACCGCAGUUUCUUCACACGAAAUAUUUCACCCCCGUCACCAAAAACGUGAAAGUCGGUACCAAGCUGAUCAAAGUGACGGCGGUGGAUGACAAAGAUUUCGGGUUAAACUCCGAGGUGGAGUAUUUCAUCUCCGGCGAACAGCACGGGGGGAAAUUCAAGCUGGACAACAGCACGGGGUGGAUUUCCGUAGCCUCUUCCCUCCUGGCCAACUUGAACCAGAACUUUUUGAUCACAGUCACUGCCAAGGAUAAAGGGAACCCUCCCCUUUCAUCCCAAGCGACUGUUCAGAUCAUCGUCACGGAGGAAAACUACCACACUCCAGAGUUCUCCCAAAGCCACAUGACCGCCACCAUCCCUGAGAGCCACGGGGUUGGGGCCGUGGUCAGGACGGUGUCCGCGAGAGACAGAGACGCGGCGAUGAACGGCCUGGUCAGGUACAGCAUCGCUUCAGGGAACGAAGACGGCACCUUUGCCAUCAAUUCCUCCACGGGAAUACUGACCCUCGCCAAACCUCUUGACUACGAGCUGUGCCAGAAACACGAGAUGACGCUUAGCGCCACCGACGGCGGGUGGGUCGCCAGAACCGGGUACUGCAGCCUGACCGUCAGCGUGCUCGAUGUCAACGACAACUCCCCGGUGUUCCUCCCCGAGGAGUACUUCCCUGCCGUCUUGGAAAACGCCCCGAGCGGGACCACAGUCAUCCACCUGAAUGCGACCGACGCGGACUCCGGCCCCAAUGCCGUGAUCGCGUACACCGUGCAGUCCUCCGACAGUGACCUCUUCGUCAUCGACCCCAACACGGGAGUCCUCACCACGCAAGGCUUCUUGGACUUUGAAACCAAGCAGAGCUACCACCUCACCGUGAAAGCCUUCAACGUCCCCGAUGAGGAGAGGUGCAGCUUUGCCACGGUCACCAUACAGCUGCAGGGGACGAACGAGUAUGUACCCCGUUUUGUUUCCAAACUCUACUACUUUGAGAUCUCAGAGGCAGCCCCUAGAGGUACGAUUGUUGGAGAGGUGUUUGCCAGUGACCGGGAUCUGGGCGCCGACGGGGAGGUGCACUACUUGAUUUUCGGGAACAGUCGGAAGAAAGGUUUCCAGAUCAACAAGAAGACUGGGCAGAUCUCUGUCUCGGGACCGCUGGACAGAGAGAAAGAAGAGAGGGUGUCUUUGAAGGUGUUGGCCAAGAAUUCCGGCAGCAUCCGGGGUGCAGACAUAGAUGAGGUCACGGUAAACAUCACCGUGCUCGAUGCCAAUGACCCACCCAUUUUUAGUCUAAGCACCUACAGUGUUCAGAUCAGCGAAGGGGUCCCGACGGGAACGCAUGUGACCUUUGUCAGUGCCUUUGACUCUGACUCCGUCCCCAGCUGGAGCCGGUUCUCUUACUUCAUCGGAUCAGGGAAUGAAAACGGAGCCUUUUCCAUCAACCCACAGACGGGGCAGAUCACCGUGACUGCAGAGUUAGAUCGCGAGACCCUCCCUGUCUACAACCUCACGGUGCUGGCUGUUGACUCGGGGACACCCUCAGCCACAGGAAGCGCCUCGCUAUUAGUCACCCUGGAAGACAUCAACGACAACGGGCCGAUGCUGACCGUCAGCGAGGGAGAAGUCAUGGAAAACAAACGCCCGGGAACUCUGGUGAUGACCCUCCAGUCCACCGACCCCGACCUCCCUCCCAACCAAGGCCCCUUUACCUACUACUUGCUGAGCACGGGUCCUGCCACCAAUUAUUUCAGUCUGAACACCGCCGGGGUUCUGAGCACCACCAGGGAGAUCGACAGGGAACAGAUCGCCAACUUCGACCUGUCGGUGGUCACCAGGGACUCUGGCGUCCCUCAGAUGUCUUCCACAGGAACGGUGCACAUCACCGUGAUCGACCAAAACGACAACCCUUCCCAGUCUCGGACGGUGGAGAUAUUUGUUUAUUAUUAUGGCAACCUGUUUCCUGGUGGGAUUUUGGGCUCCGUGAAGCCACAGGAUGCGGACGUGCUGGACACGUUCCACUGCUCCCUCACCUCGGGAGUGACGAGCCUCUUCAGCGUGCCCAGGGGCACUUGUGAUCUGAGCUCCCAGCCGAGGUCCACAGACGGCACGUUCGAUCUGACCGUGCUCAGCAGUGACGGAGUCCACAGCGCGGUCACCAGCAGCGUCCGCGUGUUCUUCUCGGGGUUCUCCAACGCCACCAUAGACAGCAGCAUCCUGCUGCGGCUCAGUGUCCCGACGGUGACGGACUUCCUGACCAACCACUACCUUCACUUCCUGCGCAUCACAGGUGCCCAGCUCGCGGGCCUGGGGACGGCCGUGCAGCUCUACGGAGCCUACGAAGAGAGCAACCGGACCUUUCUCCUGGCAGCGGUGAGGCGGGGCGGUAACCAGUAUGUGAAUCCCAGCGGGGUGGCCACCUUCUUCGAAAGCAUCAAGGAGAUCCUCCUCCGGCAGAGUGGGGUGCAGGUGGAGUCCGUGGAUCACGACGCGUGCGCCCGUGGCCCGUGUCAGAACGGAGGGAGCUGUAUCAGGAGACUGGCUGUGAGCCCCGAGGUCAGGAGCCACGAGAGCCUUCCGGUCAUCAUCGUGGCCAACGAAGCCCUGCGGCCGUUCCUGUGCAGGUGUCUGCCGGGCUACGCUGGGAGCUGGUGCGAAGUGGACAUCGACGAGUGCCUCCCGGCCCCCUGCCACAACGGCGGGACCUGCCACAACCUGGUGGGCGGGUUCUCCUGCAGCUGCCCGGAUGGCUUCACGGGCAGGGCCUGUGAGAGAGACAUCAACGAGUGCCUGCCCAGUCCUUGCAAGAACGGUGCCCUCUGCCAGAACUUCCCGGGAAGCUUCAGCUGCGUGUGCAAAACUGGAUUCACAGGGAAAAUGUGCGAGUCUCCGGUCAAUUACUGUGAAUGCAACCCCUGCUUCAACGGGGGUUCCUGCCAGAGUGGCGUGGAGUCCUACUACUGCCACUGUCCCUUCGGUGUCUUUGGAAAACACUGCGAGUUGAAUAGUUACGGAUUUGAGGAGUUAUCAUACAUGGAAUUUCCCAGCUUGGACCCCAACAACAACUAUAUUUAUGUCAAAUUUGCAACGAUUAAAAGUCAUGCUUUAUUGCUUUACAACUACGACAAUCAGACAGGGGACCGGGCUGAGUUUUUGGCCCUUGAAAUUGCUGAAGAAAGACUAAGAUUCUCUUACAACCUAGGCAGCGGCACCUACAAACUCACCACCAUGAAGAAGGUGUCGGAUGGACAUUUUCACACUGUGAUUGCCCGGAGAGCAGGAAUGGCAGCUUCCUUAACUGUGGACUCUUGUUCGGAGAACCAGGAACCAGGAUACUGCACGGUCAGCAACGUGGCCGUUUCGGAUGACUGGACUCUUGACGUUCAGCCCAAUCGAGUCACAGUCGGAGGUAUCCGAUCCCUGGAGCCAGUUCUCCAGAGGAGAGGGCACGUGGAAAGCCAUGACUUUGUCGGGUGCGUCAUGGAGUUUGCAGUGAAUGGAAGGCCUCUGGAGCCCAGCCAGGCUUUGGCCACACAAGGCAUCCUAGACCAAUGCCCUCGGCUGGAAGGCGCGUGCUCCCGCACCCCCUGCCGACACGGCAGCACCUGCACGGACCACUGGUCAUGGCAGCACUGUCACUGCAAGGACGGACUGACCGGCAAAUACUGUGAAAAAUCUGCCACCCCUGACACGGCCUUGUCGCUGGGAGGCAGGGGCCGGCUGGACUACCACAUGAGCCAGAGGGAGAAGCGGGAGUAUCUGCUCAGGCAGAGCAUCCGCGGGGCCGCGCUGGAGCCGUUCGGGGUGAACAGUCUGGAAGUAAAGUUCAGGACAAGAAGUGAGAAUGGCGUUUUAAUCCACAUCCAAGAAAGCAGCAAUUACACUACUGUGAAGAUUAAGAAUGGCAAAGUACAUUUUACAUCAGAUGCAGGAAUUGCGGGGAAGGUGGAGAGAAAUAUUCCUGAAGUGUAUGUUGCCGAUGGCCACUGGCACACUUUUCUAAUGGGAAAAAACGGAACAGGCACAGUAUUGUCCAUCGACAGGAUCUACAACAGAGAUAUUGUCCACCCCACCCAGGAUUUUGGUGGCCUCGAUGUGCUCACUAUAUCCCUUGGAGGAAUCCCACCCAAUCAAGCUCAUCGAGAUACCCAAACAGGUUUCGACGGCUGCAUCGCGUCUAUGCUGUAUGGCGGGGAGAGUCUGCCUUUCAGCGGGAAGCACAGCUUGGCCUCCAUCUCCAAGACGGACCCCUCGGUGAAGAUCGGCUGUCGGGGGCCCAACAUCUGCGCCAGCAACCCCUGCUGGGGCGACUUACUGUGCAUCAACCAGUGGUACGCCUACAAGUGUGUGCCCCCCGGCGACUGCGCCUCCCACCCCUGCCAGAACGGGGGCAGCUGCGAGCCGGGCCUGCACUCGGGCUUCACCUGCAGCUGCCCGGAGUCGCACACGGGGAGGACCUGUGAGACGGUGGUGGCCUGCCUGGGCGUCGUCUGUCCUCAGGGCAGGGUGUGCAAAGCCAGCAGCCCCGGGGGGCACGUGUGCGUCCUGAGUCAGGGCCCUGAGGAGAUCUCCCUGCCCCUGUGGGCCGUGCCCGCCAUCGUGGGCAGCUGCGCCACCGUCCUGGCCCUCCUGGUCCUCAGCCUGAUCCUCUGUAACCAGUGCAGAGGCAAGAAGACCAAAGACCCCAAGGAGGAGAAGAAACCGAAGGAGAAGAAGAAAAAGGGGAGCGAGAACGUGGCUUUUGACGACCCAGACAACAUCCCUCCCUACGGGGAUGACAUGACGGUGCGGAAGCAGCCGGAGGGGAACCCCAAGCCCGAUAUCAUUGAAAGGGAGAACCCCUACCUCAUCUAUGACGAGAGCGACCUCCCCCACAACUCGGAGACCAUCCCCAGCGCGCCCCUGGCCUCCCCGGAGCAGGAGAUAGAGCACUACGACAUCGACAACGCCAGCAGCAUCGCCCCGUCCGACGCCGACAUCAUCCAGCACUACAAGCAGUUCCGCAGCCACACCCCCAAGUUCUCCAUCCAGAGGCACAGCCCCCUGGGCUUCGCCAGGCAGUCGCCCAUGCCCCUGGGCGCCAGCAGCCUGACCUACCAGCCUUCCUACGGCCCAGGCGUGCGGACCGGCUCCCUCAGCCACUCGGCCUGCCCGACGCCCAACCCGCUGUCGCGCCACAGCCCCGCGCCCUUCGCCAAGUCCUCCACCUUCUACCGCAACAGCCCUGCGCGCGAGCUGCACCUGGCUGCGCGGGAGCCGGGCGCCGACGCGCACGGGGACGCCUGCCAGCCUGGCCUUUUCAACUACGCCACCAGGCUGGGGCGGAGGAGCAAGAGCCCGCAGGCCCUGGGCGCGCACGGCUCCCGCCCCGGCAGCCGCCUGAAGCAGCCGAUCGGGCAGAUCCCGCUGGAGUCCUCCCCGCCCGUGGGGCUCUCCAUUGAAGAGGUGGAAAGGCUCAACACGCCGCGCCCCAGGAACCCCAGCAUCUGCAGUGCGGACCACGGGAGGUCGUCCUCGGAGGAGGACUGCCGGAGGCCGCUGUCGCGAACCAGGAACCCCGCCGACGGCAUCCCCGCCCCGGAAUCCUCGUCCGACAGCGACUCGCACGAGUCCUUCACCUGUUCCGAGAUGGAGUACGACAGGGAGAAGCCGACGGUGUACACCUCCAGGAUGCCCAAGUUGUCCCAAGUCAACGAGUCGGAUGCGGACGAUGAAGAUAACUACGGCGCCAGGCUGAAGCCCCGGAGGUACCACGGCCGCCGGGCGGAGGGGGCGCCCGGGGGCGCACAGACGCCGGGGCCGGCCGACAGCACCCUGCCCUUGAAGCUGGGGCAGCAAGCAGGGAAUUUCAACUGGGACCACCUCUUGAACUGGGGCCCUGGCUUCGGACACUAUGUGGAUGUUUUUAAAGAUCUGGCCUCUCUCCCAGAAAAAGCAGCAGCACAUGAGGACGGCAAAAGCGGGGCGGCUCAGCCGGUCCCCAAGGAUGGGGAAGCCGAACAGUACGUGUGAAGGCCGAGGGUGGGCAGGCUGCAGACAGACAAGGGCGUGGCGCUGUCCUCGUCCCGGCCAGCGAGGACUGGUGUUGGAGGGAAACAAAAAU
This is a messenger RNA of Molossus molossus (Pallas's mastiff bat), 15031 nucleotides long. It is a transcript of the gene FAT4, whose product is annotated as FAT atypical cadherin 4. Gene Ontology annotation, molecular function: calcium ion binding. The transcript is spliced from 17 exons. NCBI's taxonomy places the organism in Eukaryota, Metazoa, Chordata, Mammalia, Chiroptera, Molossidae. Gene Ontology annotation, cellular component: plasma membrane; cell-cell junction. Bases 1 to 14940 code for a protein of 4979 amino acids. Gene Ontology annotation, biological process: homophilic cell-cell adhesion. The record is from RefSeq and is a predicted model, not a curated record.